CGGAAGCGCGCGCGCCGGCCCGAGCCCGGUGAGAGCCCGCGGGCGGGACGGGCUGAGGGCGGCAGCGGGGCCGAGCGGCUGAGGGAGGUCCCUGGUGUGUCCCAAAGCACAGCCAUGGAGAAGUGGAGCCUGAUGACAAUCACGGUGUUGCUGGCACUCACCGUGCGCUGGGCUGUGUCCCUGGGGUCCUACUCAGGGGCAGGAAAACCACCCAUGUAUGGAGACUACGAGGCUCAGAGGCACUGGCAAGAAAUCACCUACAACUUACCCAUCAGGCAGUGGUACUUCAAUACAAGUGAUAACAACCUGCUGUACUGGGGCCUUGAUUACCCACCUCUCACUGCCUAUCACAGUUUUGUGUGUGCUUACAUUGCAAAGUUAAUAAAUCCUGAUUGGGUUGCUCUGCACACAUCUCGGGGCUAUGAGAGUCAGCCCCAUAAGUUAUUUAUGCGUACAACAGUGUUUGUUGCUGAUUUGCUGGUUUAUAUCCCUGCAGUUAUUUUAUAUUGUUUUUCCUUGAAAGAAACAUCUGCAAAAAAAAAGGUUUCCAGUGCUCUCUGCAUCCUGCUUUAUCCAGGCCUCAUCCUUAUUGACCAUGGGCACUUCCAAUACAACUCAGUGAGCCUUGGCUUGGCCUUGUGGGCUGUCCUUUGUUUGUCCCGUGACUGGGACCUCCUGGGCUCUGUGGCGUUUUGCUUGGCCUUAAAUUAUAAGCAAAUGGAGCUUUACCAUUCCCUGCCCUUUUUUUGCUAUUUACUUGGAAAGUGCUUCAAGAAGGGACUGAAAGGAAAGGGGCUGGUGCUGUUGGCUAAACUGGCAGGGACAGUGCUGUUGUCCUUCGCUGCCUGCUGGCUCCCGUUCGGCACCGACGUGGAACAAAUCAUGCAAGUACUCAGAAGACUCUUUCCCAUUGACAGAGGCUUGUUUGAGGAUAAAGUAGCCAAUAUUUGGUGCAGUCUAAGUGUCCUUAUAAAGAUAAAGAAUGUAAUAUCCCCUCGAACUCAGCUGAAACUCAGUUUUGCUGUAACAUUCCUGAGCCUGCUCCCUGCCUGUAUCAAGCUCACUGUCCAGCCUUCCCUGCGAGGGUUUAAAUUUGCCUUGGUCAGCUGUGCCUUGUCAUUUUUCCUGUUCUCCUUUCAAGUCCAUGAAAAAUCUAUUCUUCUUGUGUCAGUCCCAGUCUGCUUAAUCAUAAAUGAAAUCCCCUUUAUGGCCACGUGGUUUCUACUUGUGUCAACUUUCAGCCUGCUGCCCCUGCUGCUGAAGGACGGGCUGCUCCUGGCCUACGCCGUGACCACGCCCGCGUUCCUGGCCGUGUGCCUGGCCUCCUUCUCCAUCCUGGAGAAGACCUCAGCAGAGGACCUGCAGCUCAAGGCCUUCUCCCUUUCCCUCAAGGGUUACGUGUCCUGGUUUAAGUCCUUUCCUAGGAUUGUCAGGAGCCUGUUCCUUCUGUCCAUGUCCCUGAUAGGAGUCCUGUCUGUCCUGAGUGCUGCAGUGCCUCCUCCCCAGAGCCUCCCAGAUUUAUUCCCCGUGGCCGUGGCCGUUGUUUCCUGCCUGCACUUCCUGCUGUUCUUGGUGUAUUUUAACGUUGUGAUGCUCUGGGACUCCAAGAAUAGAGGGCAGAAGAAAAUGAGUUAAUGAAGCUGAAGCUCCAGGACUGAGUGUGCUCAGUGAGAGGUGCCAGCACUGCAGAGGAGCCUGUGUGUGAUGGACACAACUGCUGGAACCCCAGGAAAGCCAGGAAACACCUUUUGCUUAUUUAAACACAAAACAAUCAAAGACUGUUCUAAAGGAGAAAUAUUUUGAAGAGCAUUGGGAAUGGGAUUUGGUUUGUUUUCUCUGGAAGUGUCACACUUUUGUUACCAUUUGUAAACCUAAAAUGCCUAAUAAAGGACCAAAUUUUGAAUUAAUGCUAAAA
Molecule: messenger RNA, 1915 nt
Organism: Corvus hawaiiensis (hawaiian crow)
Lineage: Eukaryota; Metazoa; Chordata; Aves; Passeriformes; Corvidae
Gene: ALG6
Product: ALG6 alpha-1,3-glucosyltransferase
Exons: 15
Coding region: 115-1635 (506 amino acids)
Biological process (GO): protein N-linked glycosylation
Cellular component (GO): endoplasmic reticulum membrane
Molecular function (GO): dolichyl pyrophosphate Man9GlcNAc2 alpha-1,3-glucosyltransferase activity
Source: RefSeq, a predicted model, not a curated record